AUGGACAUCACUGGAUACGCAUUCAUUGCAGGGGGAGGAAGUGGCAUCGGAAGAGCGUGCGCUCUAGGCCUGGCAAAGGACGGUGCCGCCGGCGUGCUUGUGGCGGACUUGAACAUCGAUGCGGCGCGAGCAGUUGCCACUGAAUGCAACGCAGUCGCAAGCUCACCGAACUUCGUUGUUGAGACUAUCCAGCUUGAUGUAACCCAAGAGACAUCCGUGCAGCAUGCAGUUGAGCACACGGUGAAGCUAUUUGGAAGAAUCGACUACUGCAUCAACUGCGCGGGGAUUGGGGUGGAGACCCCGCGCGACAUUUCAACGGCGGACUAUACCGAGUUCAGCCGUUUUCUCAAGAUCCAUGUCGAUGGGACAUUCCUGCUGACUCGCAUCAUGUCGGCAACCAUGCGGGUUCAGGAGCCCAAACUGAUUGGAUCCAAGGAUUCCGGCCGCGGCUCUUGUCGUGGAUCUAUUGUUAUCCUGGGCUCCGGAUCCUCUUUUGUGGCCACGCCCUCCAUGGUGCAGUAUACCACGGCUAAGCACGCCGUGCUAGGUCUGACUAAGAAUGCGGCUCUUGACAAUGCAGCCCACGGCAUCAGAGUCAACUGUCUCUGCCCCUCCUGGGCCGACACUCCCAUGGUGCAGAGAGCUAGAGAUGGCGGUGUAGAUAUAGACACCUACGUCAAGGCGCUUGUACCCCUGGGCCGUAUCGCUACUGCCGAGGAGGUGGCUGACACCGCGAUCUUUUUUGCUGGCUAUGUCUCGACCUUCCCUGCCCCUGGACUUCGUCGAACUGUGCGCCACAUUACUGGUCAUAAUGCCGAGGGUAAAGGGAUCUUCCUCAGCACUGAUGACGGUGACCACCAUCGCAUAAUUGGCGACAAACAAGCCAUUGGAAACAUUAUAUACUCGACCAAUCAGACUCCCGCUGAUUUGAACGAUGAUGCCGAUCUCAAGUAUGCAAAGGAGAACGAGCCGGGCUUGCACGUUCACAACGGCUCUGUGGCCAGGAUGAUUGAUUUUGGCCCUAACGUUCUUUCUCCAAUGCACCGGGCUGUUUCGCUGGACUACGGCGUUGUACUUGAGGGAGAGUUCAAGCUGAUUCUUGAUUCCGGAGAGGAACGGAUAAUGCGGCAGGGCGAUGUUAGCGUUAACCGCUCCUCUGCUCACCAGUGGCACAACAUUACUGGCAAUGGAACCAUGCCGGGCCGCAUGCUUUUUAUCUUGCUCGAUUGCAAGCCUGUUGUCAUCAACGGUGUCGCCCUUGGUCAGGAACUCAAUGAGCUACAGCCAUACUAUGAGGGACGUUAG
This is a messenger RNA of Xylaria bambusicola, 1305 nucleotides long. RefSeq lists its product as uncharacterized. The record is from RefSeq and is a predicted model, not a curated record. The transcript has 6 exons. The coding region runs from base 1 to 1305 and encodes 434 amino acids. Lineage: Eukaryota; Fungi; Ascomycota; Sordariomycetes; Xylariales; Xylariaceae. Gene Ontology annotation, molecular function: oxidoreductase activity.